AUGACUGCAUCAUCCAUAGAUACCGUGGCGCCUGCACCUGCGCUUCACAUUACAGACUCGCUGGAAGAGUUCCAAUCAGAGGAGCAACGACAGGUGCUCGAUACCGUCGCCCAGAUUCGCAAAUGUGGCUUAGAUGCGAUCUUACCUCUUCCACAGAUUGCUGUCUGCGGAAAUCAGUCUGCUGGCAAGAGUUCCGUCCUGGAGGCCCUUACGGAGAUCCCAUUCCCUCGUAACGACAACCUUUGCACUCGUUUCGCCACCGAGAUCACUCUUCGCCGGGGUAUUACUGAGUCCCUGCGCCUUACCAUUAUCCCGGACGGCAAUCGACCAGCCGAUGAGAAAACUUCGAUCUCCUCGUUCUCUGAGACCAUCGUGGACUUUACCGAAUUGCCCGAUAUCAUGUCCAAGGCUGCGGAAGCUAUGGGAAUCACCUCUGUCGCCAACAGCUCCUCCCAAACUUCAUCCAAUCAAGCGUUUGCAAGAGAUGUCCUGAGCUUCGAGAUAGAGGGUCCAACUCGCCCGCAGUUGACUGUUGUCGAUGUGCCCGGCCUUAUCCAAAAUGUGACCAAAGGCGUCACGGAACAGGACAGACAGAUGGUGGCAGAGAUCACCGACUUUUACAUCAGGCAGGAACGGACGAUUUGCCUAGCUGUCAUACAGGCCACGGACGAUUACGCGAACCAACCUAUCCUGACAAAGGUCCGAGAAGUUGAUCCAGAGGGCAGCCGCACCCUCGGUAUUAUUACGAAACCGGACCGAUUGAACCACAACUCGGAGAGCGAGGCGGCGUACCUGGCUCUAGCUCGCAACGAGGAUGUGUUCUUCAAGCUAGGGUGGCAUGUUGUAAAGAAUCGCAAGUUUGAGGAGGCCUCUUUUUCAAUCGAGGAAAGGAAUGCAUCUGAAGCUGCCUUUUUCCGCAAUUCCAACUUCAAUGCCAUCCCGAACGAAUGCCGGGGAAUCGACGCCCUCCGUUCGCGAUUGAGUGGGCUUUUGUUUGAACAUAUCAAACGCGAGCUUCCCAAUCUACGGCGAGAUCUAGACAUCGCCCUUGCGGAAACCACAACACAACUUGACCGGUUGGGCUCUACUCGCGCUACCGCUGGGGAAUGUCGCAAUUAUUUAACAACGCUGAGCUUGAGGUUUCUCGAAACCACCAGAGCGGCUAUCGAUGGCCACUACGAAGGAGACUAUUUCCAAGACUUUACUGAUGAUGGGUUCGACAUUGCGUCACCACAAUCAGUGAAGCGGCUUCGUGCUGCGAUUCAGCAUGUGAAUCGAGACUUUGCGGAGACGAUGCGACGAAAAGGUCCGAAAUACAUUGUAUCCACGGAAGAUCCUCUCGACGACGCGUCCAAAAGUUCGCUCAAAGCAAAUGGUAUGGCAAAGCUCUCUCGUCAGGAAGCUCUCGCUUGGGUUGCGCGAGUUUUGGUCCGAUCUCGUGGGAAAGAACCUAUCGGGAAUUACAACCCGCUCAUUAUUGGUGAGCUGUUUUGGGAACUAUCAUCCAAAUGGGAAGUGCUAGCGACUGACCACGUCGAUACCGUGGCCGAUCUUUGUAGCAGUUUCACCGACACAUUGCUGGAAGAGACGUGUCCCCGCGACAUUCAAGCUCGUCUCGCCGCCUUGAAGAUUACGGAAGGGUUGCAGGAACGCAAAGCGAGGGCAAUGGCAGAGCUGAGUAGUAUUGUUGAGGACAAGCAAGACUUCCCCAUGGUCUAUAAUCACUACUACACCGACAACGUACAAAAGGCUCGGCAGAAGAGGAUGGAGAAAAAUUUCGGGAAAUCGAUUGAGGCGGCAACCUCUCAUCACCAUCUUCCUAAUUGCAAUUCGAAUCAUACAUCUGCUACUGUCGAUAUCGACGUUGCACUGCGGAACUUCCAUGGCAACACUGAGCGUGAUAUGGAGAAACACAGUUGCGAAGAAGCGCUAGACUGCUUGCUCUCCAUGUAUAAGACCCAACAGAAGACUUUUGUGGCCAACGUCACUUCGCAAGUCAUCGGACGGCAUAUGUUGCGCAACUUGGACAAGCUCUUUACUCCCUUGGACGUGAAUGGUUUAUCUGAUGAGGAUGUGAUGAAGGUAGCAGCAGAGCCAGCAUCCACCAGGAGGCAAAGAGACUUCUUGCUCGACAGACAGCAGAAGCUCAUCAGUGGCAGGGACAUCUUUCGAGGAGUCAUGAGUCCGGAGUUGACUCUGUGA
Messenger RNA from Zasmidium cellare ATCC 36951, 2202 nucleotides. RefSeq lists its product as uncharacterized. Bases 1 to 2202 code for a protein of 733 amino acids. The record is from RefSeq and is a predicted model, not a curated record. Gene Ontology annotation, molecular function: microtubule binding; GTPase activity; GTP binding. The transcript is spliced from 3 exons. Gene Ontology annotation, cellular component: cytoplasm; membrane; microtubule. NCBI's taxonomy places the organism in Eukaryota, Fungi, Ascomycota, Dothideomycetes, Mycosphaerellales, Mycosphaerellaceae.